CAGAAGGUUUGAGUUGAUCAACUUUUACCGAGCUAAUAUCAGCAAUGGAUGCAAGUAACAAAUCUAAUAGUUUCGAUGAGAACCUCGUCGACCAAAAAGAUAUGGAUACAAACAGUGAUAGGAAUUCCUCGGACUCCCAGCCCCCGACUCCUCCUCCACCCUAUGUCGAUGGAUUCAACUGUAAAUACGAAAACAAUGCAACGGUCAUCAACGUAAAGGAAGAGACUGUAAAAAAUGGCAGUAUUCUUGCCAUGGACGAUUCAGAAAAAGAUCCUAUGUUAAACGAAGGAACGGAUGCACCGACUUUGAAAGUCGAGCGCCAGGGACUGAUUUAUAAAGUCAGCGAAAGCCCUCCUGUUCAUCUUUUAUUUUUCUUUUGUUUUCAGCAAUGCCUUCUUUGCCUGAAAUCGAGUAUAAAAUCCACCAUGCUGGUUUCUGAAGUUAUGUGCGCCAGAAACCACGGGGAAUUUAAGUCACUUAUCAUGUCAAUGAGUCUCCUCAUGUCUGGAAUGUGCACCUUUCUGCAGAAUACAGUGGGAUUCAGAUUGCCCGUCUAUCAGGGCCCUGUUUCAUCCUAUGUGCUCCCCCUUGUGGUUCUUCUUGAUGUGCCACAAUAUGCAUGCCCAGACAUCCAUACGUAUUAUAAUCAAACAAUCGGUAACGUUUCUGAAGUCAGUGAGGUGGUGAUAAAGGAUCUGUACUUCCAAGAAGUCAUCAUUCCCAGAUUUUUGCAGAUGUCUGGUGCGUUAAUUCUGGCGGGUUUCCUACACAUGUUUGUUGGUUUAACAGGAACCGUGGGGUUUUUGCUGAGAUUCAUUGGCCCUAUCACGGUCAUUCCCACAAUUCUUCUGAUCGGAAUCAACGUUUAUACCAUCACGUACAAGUUCUGCAGUACCCAUUGGGGUGUUUCCCUUUUCACUGCAGGCAUCGUUCUCAUCUUAUCUCUGUACAUGGACCGAUGGAAUAUGCCAAUACCUCUUUGGACGCCUAAGAAAAAAUUUCACAUUAUUCGAUUUCCACUCCAUCAAGUCUUUUCGAUGUUAAUUGCCGCAACUGUUGGAUGGACAACGUGUGUUAUUUUGACAAAUAUGGGCGUGUUCAGUGACGAUCCGAACAGUCCGGAGUUUUUUGCCCGGACUGACACCAGAAAUGAUGUUAUCCACAAAACACCCUGGUUUAUUUUCCCUUACCCUGGCAUGUACGGGACCCCUGGCUUUGAUGUCGGCGUUUUUUCGGCCUUUCUGACAGCCACCAUUGGUUCUAUACUGGAUUCUAUCGCGGACUAUUACGCCGUUGCUAGAGUGGUGCGUGUUCCCUCGCCCCCGGUCCAUGCAAUGAACAGGGGGAUUCUAGUAGAGGGGUUCAUGAGCAUGAUGGCGGGUUUCUGGGGCGCAGCUCACGGGACAACGACAUAUGCUGGAAACAUUGGAGUCAUCGGUCUAACAAAGGUGGCAAGCAGAAUCAUUUUCCAGCUGCUCGGUAUCAUGCUAAUGGUACUUGCUGUAUUUGGUAAAUUCACCAGUGUCCUCAUAACCAUCCCCUACCCAGUGGUCGGAGGACUGCAGGUCAUUGGUUUCGGUAUAUUCCUUGGACUUGUGUUUGGAAACCUGCAGUACAUUGACAUGAACUCUACCAGAAACCUUGCAAUCAUAGGCUUAUCAAUUCUAUGGGGUCUUAUCAUUCCUUAUUGGUCAAAAUUAAAUGGUGAUGACGUCAUCCAGACAGGGAGUGAUCAUGCUGACAACUUUUUGAAGAUGUUGACAAGAAAUCCGAAUUUUUCUGGUUUUCUUAUUGCCCUUAUUUUGGACAAUACUGUGCCAGGAACUCUGAAGGAACGUGGUAUGUUAAUAUGGCAGGGAGAGAACGAUGAAGAAGGGGCGGAUCAAGACGAGAAUUUGGAGGAGGGGCGGGAGGUGUAUGACAUCCCAUGUCUGACCAGGAUCCUAAAGAGAUACCGAAUUUCGUCAUACAUUCCAUUUCUACCCACUUACAACCUAAAUCAAACUAAGAAAGCUAACUAGGUCAAUGUCAAUUCAUUCAAAAUAAAUACGAUUUAAUUUAAUAUAUGACAAUAUGAAGAAUUAAACAGAAACCUUCUUGUA
Molecule: messenger RNA, 2102 nt
Organism: Magallana angulata
Lineage: Eukaryota; Metazoa; Mollusca; Bivalvia; Ostreida; Ostreidae
Product: solute carrier family 23 member 1-like
Exons: 11
Coding region: 45-2021 (658 amino acids)
Biological process (GO): transmembrane transport
Cellular component (GO): membrane
Molecular function (GO): transmembrane transporter activity
Source: RefSeq, a predicted model, not a curated record